AUGUUCAAAUUCGUCGUUCUAACCUGCGCUUUGAUUGCCUGCGUCGCAGCCAAGCCGAGUCUGCUGCAUGCACCAUUGGCAGCACCCCUGGCGGCACCAUUGGCCAUACCAGCACCCGUUGUGACAGCUGCCAGCAGCCAAGUUGUGGCUAGGACGUUCAAUGGCAUUGCUGCGGCGCCCAUAGUGGCACAGGUGCCCGUAGCAGCGCCAGUUGUGCGUCCUCUGGCCGCUCCCCUGGCAGCCCCAUACGCAUCCCCACUGAUUGCCAAAUACCUGUCUCCAUUGACACCGCGAUUAGCCGUUGCGCCCGCUCCCUUGGCCUACCCUGCUGCUCCAUUGGGCUAUGCUGCCGCUCCCGCCUUGUGGUAA
Molecule: messenger RNA, 369 nt
Organism: Scaptodrosophila lebanonensis
Lineage: Eukaryota; Metazoa; Arthropoda; Insecta; Diptera; Drosophilidae
Product: cyclin-dependent kinase inhibitor 1C-like
Exons: 3
Coding region: 1-369 (122 amino acids)
Source: RefSeq, a predicted model, not a curated record